This is a messenger RNA of Sungouiella intermedia, 1209 nucleotides long. The record is from the annotation of a GenBank genome assembly. NCBI's taxonomy places the organism in Eukaryota, Fungi, Ascomycota, Pichiomycetes, Serinales, Metschnikowiaceae.
AUGCUUCCUUGGCUUCUACUAGUAUUGGCCCCUGGCCUCGUCUGUGCUGAUGAUUUCUCUGGCUUGGGAUGCUUCAAGAAAUCAGACAUCCAGUCGCUCUUCCUGAGCCCUACCGAGUACAUCUAUCAGUCCACAUCGUGGUGUGAAAACAAGUGUCUGGGCCAGAAGGUGGCCGCAUUACUUGCUGGAAAGUACUGUUAUUGUGGUCUGACUGUUCCGCUUCUGUCGUUACAGGUCGAUCUGGACAACUGUAACACUCAGUGCCAGGGUUUCGGUACUCAAACCUGUGGUGGUAGCGACUACUUCUACGUGUAUGUCAACGAAGACGUGGAUGGCUCCACUAUGCAGCUGAGCCUGUCUUCAGCUCUGUCUUCGCUGUCUUCGCUGUCCUCGCUGUCCUCGCUGUCUUCGCUGUCUUCGCUGUCCAACCGCUCGUCCUCGUCUCGGACCCCUUCAUCAUCGAACACCUCGGAUAGUACGUCUUCCUCUACCGACCAAUCGAGUCUGUCCUCGGUAGCAUCUUCAAAUUCCCAAUCGCAAGCCACGUCGUCUCAGGAACAGUCGUCUUCACCGCUGGCUUCCAUCACCUCGGGGUCGUCCAGUGCUGCUGGUCAGGUAACCACGUUGAUCUCUACCGUCACAGGAUCAUCAAGUGGUGGCGCCAGUGCAUCCAUCAUCGAAGUGACCACCACUGUUGGAUCAUCACUGCCAUCAUCGAGCCACUCCAGUUCCAGCAGCUCGGGCACCAGCUCGGGUUCGGGCUCGGGUUCCAAGAAGUUGUCUGGAGGAGGCAUUGCUGGUGUGGUCAUUGGAUCCAUUGCCGGUGUAGCGCUCAUUGCUGGACUCAUAUUACUUUUCUUGCGGUGGAGAAGAAACCGUGACGAUGACGAUGAUGAGGAUUUCUUCGACACGGGCCGGAACAAGGAACAAGGAUUCGAUUCGGUCACACCCAACCCUCUAAUGAGCAGAGGCGCCGGCGUGGCCGGUGUUGGCGCAGCUGGGGCCCAUAUGCAUAAUAACUCCAACACCACUCGGUCUUAUUCUACAAAUGAUGACGGUUUGGAUCACAACGGGCUUGAUCACGACUUUUUGCUGCCUCCGCUUGACGAGGAGUAUGGCCGACGGAGACUUUCAAACGGAUCAUUACCAGAUAUGGCUGACCGCAUGGCUGACCGCAGGUCGCAGCCGUUGAAGGUGGUGAACUACUAA